Messenger RNA from Parnassius apollo (apollo), 762 nucleotides. Lineage: Eukaryota; Metazoa; Arthropoda; Insecta; Lepidoptera; Papilionidae. The record is from the annotation of a GenBank genome assembly.
AUGAAUUCAAACGCAUUGCGGGCGUAUUUUAGGGCGAAAGGGGGAGAAAUUGGAGGUUUCGCAAAUCGGCCUAGGGUGCAUCGUCUUUUUACUGAGCUGGAGCCAUCUAUUACUGUCACCGAGCAAAACCUGGCAGACCGAGUUCGGUAUAUCUUACGCUCAAAUAUAUUUGAUGGCGCCGAAAUCGAACGGCUACGACGUGAGGCUGUUCCCUCAUCAAAUGAAAACGCUACGACUGAGGGUGCGGUGCCACAAGUUGCAGAACAACCCGCACACGUGGAUACCGCCGAGAAUACCCCAGUGGUUGCUGAUUCAAAUGAUGAUGGAACAUUCACCCAGGAACUAGAAAUAGAGCAAAUGAGGAGUACAUUGGAAGAGGCGAUUAUGGAAACGCGCAGUACGCCUCUCGAAAAUCGACCGCGACUUCCCCGCAUAGCCCUAAGCAAGCGGAAUCGGGCUGUCGUGAGGGCUCUGAACCCAAUGCUGGUGACCUAUUUGGAAGCCAGCCGGGACCUUUGCGAGACGGACUCAAUUCUCUUUGGCGCCGCACUGGCAGUCUGCCGUAUUAUAGGCGCCAAACUUUCCACGGCUGGACGCACUACUGGACAAAGUAGUGCUAUCCCAGCCUGGAGAACAAGAAUUGAAGAACGUAUCGCAAAGGCUAGGGCCCUCAUCGGCAGACUGAUAUGCUUCAGGUCAGGCAAUACCAGGCCAAAGGAUUGUGCGCACCGUCAGGAUGGCGUUUGCUGGGACAAAUGUUAG